UCCCUCGCCUUGGGUGUUUCCUGCCCUUCCCUAGCAGGCACAGUCUUCACAGCAAGGCGGAGGAAAAGCAAGGCGUUCCAAGCAGCAGAGCGUGGGGAGAAAAUGCUGUUUUCCUCGGCCAGGCUUCAGCGGUGGGGAGCUGUCCUUGGCCUGCUUCUGGUGGCUGCCGUGGAAGGUCAGGGAAAUUACCGUCCGGAAGUGGCUACAAAAUAUGGACGCCUCCGUGGGAAGCUGGCCAGUGUGGAGGGCACAAGCCAGCCUGUGAACGUCUUCCUGGGGAUCCCUUUUGCCAGACCUCCCGUCGGAGCCCUCAGGUUCUCACCGCCACAACCGCCGGAACCCUGGAGCCACGUGAGAGAGGCCACCUCGAACCCUCCCAUGUGCCUGCAAGAUUCGGGGUGGAUAGAUACUUUUAGGAAGAUGAUGAAGGGAAAUUUUCUGAACCUUCCGGUCUCUGAAGAUUGCCUCUACUGUUUUGUUUUCACCCCAGAUCUGAAGGCCAAAUUACCCGUCAUGGUCUGGAUCCAUGGAGGCGGAUUGAUAGUGGGGGCAGCUUCCAUGUUGGAUGGAUCAGCUUUGUCUGCUUACGAACACGUGGUGGUGGUCAUGAUCCAGUACAGGCUGGGUCUCCCUGGAUUCUUCAG
Pogona vitticeps (central bearded dragon) is the source of this 644-nucleotide messenger RNA. The record is from RefSeq and is a predicted model, not a curated record. Lineage: Eukaryota; Metazoa; Chordata; Lepidosauria; Squamata; Agamidae.